CUCUCUCUCUCUCUCUCUCUCUCUCUCUCUCUCUGUUAUCAGAUGCGCGUCUGUGCCCACGGUCAGUGUGUGUGUGUGUGUUUGUGUGUGUUCAGUCAGUAGCAUGGCGUAUCUCGGCUACCUGCUGCUCAGCACCGCUCUCUUCCACACCGCCCAGCCUCUACCUGCAGCGCAUGGAGGGGGGCGUGACCUGGACUUGUCAGUGGGCGGAGUCAGACGCCAGCGCAGAGCCCUGCAGCCCUAUGAGGAGCAAAUGAUGUCAUAUCCUUACACACAAGGGGGAGGCGGGGCCAAUGACCUGUACUACCAAUCAGAUGACUGGAAGGGGAGGGGCUUGAACCAGGCCCUGCAGCGACUGGUGGACAGAGACCAGAGGCGGGAACAGGAAGAGGAGCAGCGAGCAGCCUACCUGGCCGCUCUGCUACGCCUCCUGAACGAGGCAGAGAGCGUGGGAUUGGUCGGCCCGGAAGACAUGGCGGUUGUUGAGGAAGAGGAGGAUGAGGAGGAUCAGGUGCCCCCUGGGGACUUCCAGGGCCAGGUCCCCGCAGACUAUGAUGAGACAGGUCGGGGUAUGAGCAUGGGGAGGCCCCAGGCUGCAUGGUGGGGCCUCCUGGAGCCCCAGCUGGCUCAGACCUUGAUGGACAGGAUGGAGCCUCAGCUGGUUCAGACCCUGCUGGAGAGAGCGAGACAGGAGAAAGUCCAACAGACAGGACGAGGACUCACCAGAGACCAGGACACUCUGAGACGGAUGGUUGCUAGGAUACUGUCCAGCAUCGGCCCUAACAACGCCCCGGUGACCUCAGGUCGCCGAGCGAGGAGAGACCUGUCCGUCACCUCGAUCGAACCCGUUAGCUCCUCCCACAGGAGAACUCGCCGCUCCCUUGAAGACCUGACACCUCCAUCACCUAGCAAUGACCCCCCACUCCUCCGGGUGAAGAGGCUGGAGGAGGAGGAAGAGGAGGAGGAGGAGGAGAAUCUCCGUCCCCUCACCGCUGGGCUGCAGAGGAUGAAACGCAUUGACACCAUGGCAACCGCAGCAGAGGAAGAACUGAAUCAUGGGAUUCGAAGGCGCCGGAGGAGAGCCGCCAUGAAUUAUGACCCCCAAAUAUUGAUCGAUCAGAUUGUGAAUUACAUGAGGGAGUGAGAGGAGAGGAGGAGAGGAGGAGGGGAGGAAACAGAAGGGGAGGGGAGGGGAGAGGAAGAGAGGGGUAGAGGAAAGGAGGAGUAUCGUGUCGUUCUUUAAGUUUCUCAUUUCUGUUUAUGUAAAAAUGUUUUUUGCUGCUUUAGGUCAAAAUAAAUCAUAACCAGUCGUUCGUUGUUAAAGGAAGGGGGGGGGGAAAUGUGACCUCUGAGUUUUCACGACCAAUAACACAGAGGUCAUGACCUCUUGUCCUAUUGAUCAGUUAUUUCCUAAACGUUUCCUGAAUGUUUCAUGAAAA
Molecule: messenger RNA, 1439 nt
Organism: Platichthys flesus (European flounder)
Lineage: Eukaryota; Metazoa; Chordata; Actinopteri; Pleuronectiformes; Pleuronectidae
Gene: pcsk1nl
Product: proprotein convertase subtilisin/kexin type 1 inhibitor, like
Exons: 5
Coding region: 104-1144 (346 amino acids)
Biological process (GO): negative regulation of endopeptidase activity
Molecular function (GO): endopeptidase inhibitor activity
Source: RefSeq, a predicted model, not a curated record